AUGUCUUCAAGUCAGCCGUCGCAAGCUGCUACAACUCCUGCGGCGAUACCAACUGGACCCAGUCUCGAAGCUGUGAUUGGCGGCGUAAAUUACCAGCUGCCUUCUUCCGAUCAAGAUGCAAUCGACGUAAUGUUACAUGACGGUUCCAUCGCUCAGCUUCUCGCGAACAAGAUCAUUAUCGGAGGUCAGACUGUAACCGUCCCAUCGGACCCGACCAGCGAAACAGCACUUUCGGAUGAUAUUACCGCGAAGCCUGGGGAAGCUGCAGAACCGGAAGAAGGCGACGACGACGAUGACAAUGGCGAUGGUGCAGGUGGAGGUCUUUUCGGGGCGCUUGGCGGUAUCGCAAAGGGUGCCACAUCUGCCAUCGGAGGUGCCAUUGACGGAGUUGGUUCUGUUACUACAGGUGCCCUUGGCUUUGCUGGAGGCACAGUCGGUGCAGCAGCUGGCCUUUCUGAACCACUAUCCGGUGCCGCUGGCAACAUGGGAAAGUUCGUAUCAUCGCUUAACGGUAUCCAGAAGUCUUUUCCUGGUAGCGAACUCACCAAAGGUGCCCUGGAUACAUUCACAGGUGCUCAAUCACUCGCCCGACAGUCCCUGAACUGGAUGAAGUCAACGGCGAAUCUAGCUCAGGACUUCCCUAACCUACCGGCCGACGUUCAGUCGAAGCUUAAGUCAACGGCAGCGGACUUCACUAAAGACGAUGGCCCUUUGGCUCAGUGCAAGGCGGCUAUGGAAGCUUUCCGGGACUUUCAUUGGGAGGAAGCCGAGGUACCAAGCCAGACGGUGGACCCAGAUACAACAGAGAAAGCCACGAACACAGCCUCGCUACAAAGUACUCAAGGCACUUCGACUGCGCAGACUACGUCGAUGAAGUCAUCCACUGCCAUAUCAUCCACAGCGAUGAGCGCAAGUUCUACAGUCACUUCAAGCCAGACGUCUUCUUCUAGCAGUGAAACACCCACACCGACCCCAGACGCUACGAAGAGGUACGGGAUCAUCAGCGAGUACGGGACAUCGUGGGACACAUUCAACCAGUUCAUUACUGAACUCGAUGGGGGAAAUGGAUACCUUGCCAAGUUGGACAGCACCCGGCAACAGAUAUACAUCGCCAAGUUGAAUGCCUCGCAGGUGUCAGAGAUAAAAGAGCGAUACGACUUCAUCGGCAGCGUUCUUCCGUACGAAUUCGAUGAAACUAUAGACCACAGUAUUGAUGAGUUUCGAGCGAUUGGCCAAAGUCGCUCUUUACACACUGAUCUAGGUAAACCUCCGGCACCAAAGAGUUUUAUGGGUUGGUCUGCAGCCUCUUUAGAUCCAGUUCCUCACUUGAUACCACGAGCAUUGCUACCAUCAAAUCCUGAUGCACCUUGGUGGAAAAAAAUGCUUUCCGCCCCGCCGCGCGAUAUCGAUGUAGCAGACUCCGGACCUCAGUUCGAUCCACCUUAUCUGGCGGAUGCUUCUCUGGGGAAAGGAGUCACCAUCUAUGUUCUGGACGAUGGCUUUGACACAGAUAAUGUUGAUUUACAAGCUGGCACACGUUCCGUCAAUACAAUCGUAACCCCUAACGAAUUGACGUCUUUCCCGGUCAUACCGUAUGAUCCAGCAUACCCUGACAGAACCAUGCCUGAACGAAUUCAAGGUGGCGACCAUGGAACGAUGAUGGCUACAAUCGCUGCUGGAGUCGAACGAGGAAUCUCGCCCAAAGCAGAUCUAUGCUUAGUGAAGACCAAGAACACGAUGAAAAGCAAAUUCGACCCCAAUGUCUCAUACACCUUACCCAUCACGACGCUGGCUUUGGCAUGGUUCAUCGAUGCGGUGAUAAAAGAUAUAGAGGACAGAACAAGCCAAGAUCCAGGAGCAAGGUCUGUUAUCAACAUGUCAUGGGGCAUACAAGAACCUGGUAAAUCAGACGAUGAGAUUGAACGAAUCACGAAAAUCUUCGAGAAUUUUCUGGAUUUCUGUAAGGCGCGGAGUAUACCUGUGGUGGUUGCUGCGGGGAACAUGCCAGCGGUUAACUUCGUUCAUGAUAGCUUUCCACAAAGACUCUGGACAGCCGAUGAUACCAUGAUUAUAGUCGGAGGUGUGACUGACAGUGGCGCCUUGUACGAAAAAACGGUUGAAGACCCGAACAACCAGAUAACCGUGCAUGCGCCUGCUAAACCCGUCACCAUCCCAAAAUCUGGCGGCAUAACCCCACCUGAAGGUGAAAGGGAAGGAACAAGCCACGCUGCUGCGAUCACGUCAGGUCUCAUUGCAUAUUUGUAUGGUCUACCGAACUGGCAAGAGAUUCCGUAUGUGCAACAAACCCCCAUGAAGACGAUAUUGAAGGACCAUGCAUGGCUGAGGAGCAACGCAAUCGCCAGCGAUGAUCGGACAGCAGGGAAAGUUGUGUACAAUCUCGCCAGGGGAGACCCCUUCCACGGUUCGCACUCUUGUGUGCAACGUCGUGACAAGUUCGGAAAGCGACAGGACGAAGAGCUUUGUUCCCUCUCAUCCAUCCUGCCCACAUCUAUGAGGUCAGUUCCAGGAAACAGACAGACUCCCGUCCCUCUUGGUGUUUUGACUAAUGCUCUACAGCUCUUCUGGGACGACCUCUGCCUUUCCUACAAGUGCUACCAUGUCUUCCAUGACCUCCUCCCUUUCUGCACGUGUCAGCAUAUCUUCAGCGACUACCAAUUCUUCCUCCACGCCACAGAGCAGUCAAAUGAAUAG
Messenger RNA from Alternaria alternata, 2712 nucleotides. Its product is annotated as subtilisin-like protein. The record is from RefSeq and is a predicted model, not a curated record. Bases 1 to 2712 code for a protein of 903 amino acids. Gene Ontology annotation, cellular component: membrane. The transcript is spliced from 5 exons. Gene Ontology annotation, molecular function: serine-type endopeptidase activity. Lineage: Eukaryota; Fungi; Ascomycota; Dothideomycetes; Pleosporales; Pleosporaceae. Gene Ontology annotation, biological process: protein processing.